Megalopta genalis is the source of this 9877-nucleotide messenger RNA. RefSeq names its product TGF-beta receptor type-1 babo (gene babo). Gene Ontology annotation, biological process: cellular response to growth factor stimulus; protein phosphorylation; cell surface receptor protein serine/threonine kinase signaling pathway. Gene Ontology annotation, molecular function: transmembrane receptor protein serine/threonine kinase activity; ATP binding. The record is from RefSeq and is a predicted model, not a curated record. Gene Ontology annotation, cellular component: signaling receptor complex; plasma membrane. NCBI's taxonomy places the organism in Eukaryota, Metazoa, Arthropoda, Insecta, Hymenoptera, Halictidae.
CGGCAGUAGCAAACAGCACGAGUUGCUGGCUCUGCGUUCUCUACGAAAGCUCGCGAGUGCUCGCGAGUGUUCCUCGUGACAGUGGUGUAUGCCGACAGUGAUUUUGGUAUCGAAUACCGAAUAUCGAAGCGUGGCAGACGACGACCGAUAACGACGAUGCCGAAGUGUCGGCGUCAUGUGAUUCGCGCGAGCCAUUCGUCGAGGUGCCAGCAGUAGUACAUAGCAGCACACGGUAGAGAGUUAGAGAGUGAAUCGUUCGGUGCGCCGAUGAUUUUUUUCCUCGUCGCACGCGUGUCCUCUCUUUCUGUUGGCCAAGAGGGAUAAUAGGCCGGGCCUAUCAGCACAGUAGGAAAAUGGCGGCUUGCCUCGCACGAAGUAGACGAUCAGGUUCAACGACAACGACGGUGUUCUUCGCGUGACGCGCACGUACGCGCAAUCUCGUCGGAGGGAAACGAAAAAUAACCUCCUCGCGAUCAUCUUUCGCCAACUCCGUCGCGAAGUGUGUACGGUGGUUAAACCGCGUGUGUUACGUUCGAUCUUGUUGUCGGCGCGGCGAAACGAACGACCCGUCUAGAGAGAAGGAGAGCAAAGAGGGAUAGAGAGCGAGAGAGAGAGAGAGAGAGAGAGAGAGAGAGGGAGAGAGAGAAAACCAGUGGUUGAAAAAGGGAAAGACAUUGUUAACGCAUAUGCAUUAUAGACGCGGCGAUUUGCAAUGAGAGCGGGACGCGAGGAGAACCGGAGAGACAGCACGAGAGGCGUGUAACGAAGAACCACUGUGCGUUCCGUUUGCGCGUGUGUGUGCGGGCUCGUAUGAGAGCGAGCGGCGGUCACACCGGUGACAAGUGUUCCGUCGACGGGGAACUUCGCCUUAUCCCCGAGUCGACAAGAAGAUGAUAUUACAAGGUCUGCAGGAGGACCGUCGUGCGUACGUCGAUCGAGAUCCUCGUGCCGCCGUUCCCUGUCGUCGCCAUUGAGCUACGGCCGUUUUCGCGAAAGCAGAGUGGAUGUGCUGUGAACGGCGGGACGAUCACGACCAAAAGCCCGAGGGAAGAUGAGAGGCGCGUGCGACGGCGGCAUAGCGGGUUUUCUCGCUCUGGCGCUCCUCUCUUUAUUUCACACGUCAUGCCUUGUAGAUGGACUGAAGUGUCACUGCGAUAUUUGCGCCGAUACCAAUCACACGUGCGUGACCGACGGCUAUUGUUUCGCCAGCACCAGCUUGGAGAACGAUGUUAUCACGUACGCUCGGAGGUGUUACGAUAAGGAGAGCUCGUUCCCGUCGCCCGAGUACUCGGUCUGGUGCAACACGAAUAGCACGCUACGCGGUCCAGGCGACUUGGAGUACGUGAUCGCCUGCUGCAAACACUCAGACUACUGCAAUCGCGACCUAAGACCCACUCUGGUAGCUCGCGAGGCCGGAGGUGGGCCCUAUUCUCGUCUGGCCGAUUACCUCGGACGAGUGUCCUCGGGUGGCAACGACGCGACGUGGGUCACUUGGAAAAUGGCGCUGUCGAUAGCGGUGCCGAUCUGCGCGAUCUGCGUGAUCGUCAUGAUCAUUUAUCACAUACACAUGACCAAGAGGAGACCGCCCGGACACUUCCCGGACGAUUCGAUGGAGGCGCCGGAUCGACCCAUUCUGGGCGCUGUCACCAUCAGGGACAUGCUGGAGAUGACGACCAGCGGCAGUGGUUCGGUAGGUCUGCCGCUUCUGGUACAGCGGAGUAUAGCCCGCCAGAUCCAGCUCGUGGAGACGAUCGGAAAGGGUCGCUUCGGCGAGGUCUGGCGCGGUCGUUGGAGAGGCGAGAACGUCGCUGUGAAGAUCUUCAGCUCGCGGGAGGAGAGGUCCUGGUUCAGAGAGGCUGAAAUUUACCAGACGGUGAUGCUGAGGCACGACAACAUCCUCGGGUUCAUCGCUGCCGAUAAUAAAGAUAACGGCACGUGGACGCAGUUGUGGCUGAUCACGGACUAUCACGAGAAGGGCUCGUUGUUCGAUUAUCUGAACAGAUCGACCGUGGACACGAACGGCAUGAUCAGGAUGGCGUUGUCGAUCGCCACCGGGCUGGCGCAUCUUCACAUGGAGAUCGUCGGCACGCAAGGGAAACCGGCGAUCGCGCACCGUGAUCUCAAGUCGAAGAACAUCCUCGUCAAAACGAAUGGUACAUGCGCGAUCGGCGAUCUCGGAUUGGCCGUCAGGCACGACGUAAUUACGGACACCGUCGACAUCCAGCUCAAUAAUCGGGUCGGCACCAAACGGUACAUGGCACCCGAGGUUCUCGAAGAGACGAUAAACAUGAACCACUUUGAUUCCUUCAAGAGGGCUGACGUAUACGCUCUCGGGCUGAUCCUCUGGGAGAUCGCCAGGCGAUGCAACGUCGGCGGGAUUCACGACGAAUAUCAGUUACCGUUUUACGACCUGGUGCCUUCCGAUCCGACGAUCGAGGAGAUGCGUAAAGUCGUCUGUGCCGACCGGCAGAGGCCGUCGAUACCGAACCGGUGGCAGUCGAUCGAGGCACUGCAGGUGAUGUCGAAGGUAAUGAAGGAAUGCUGGUAUCACAACGCGGCAGCUAGAUUAACCGCGCUUAGGAUUAAGAAGUCCCUCGGAAACUACGGCGCGACGGAAGACCUGAAGUAAAUUGGAACCGGCAAGGACAGAAACGAUCGUAAACCGCUCGUCGUCGACCGUCGAAACGAGGGGCGAGGACGGUAGUGCUUCGGAACACGAAUGGACACUCGUACCGUAACGCUUAUUGCAAUAAAACGAUUUAUGUGCCGUGUUACACCACGCGCGCGCGCGUUAGAGAGACAGGGAGAGAAAGCGAACGCGAGAGAGAGAGAGAGAGAGAAAGAGAGAGUGUGAGCGAGAGAGAGAGAGAGAAGAUAGACAGAUAAAUGUAGCAAGAGGAAAGUAAAGGAUGCUGAACGGGUUCCGAGAAUUUUAUAGAAAAGCAGAGAGCCUAACGAAGAAAGACUGUUCGAGAAAUCGAGACGACGUUCCUUUAAAUCGCGUUGACUUCAUCGGGUCCUACCCCGCAACCUCCGAGUAUCGGUCUGCCCAAAAUGACGGAAAUUACUGCAAGAGGUCGUUCGGUCAGGGUGAACUCGAGGCAAACUUUUUUCGUUCCGAAAGUUCAGAAUGUUCGAUGGAAGACUAGAUCGACGGAUGCGAGAGCAACGGCUCCAACGAUCGUUGCCGGUACCGCGUGAAAUAUACGGCAGAGGUCGUUGGAGCAGAUCGAUCGAUCGGUGGAAACGAACGCGUUCGGUCGAUCGAGCGCGAUCGACGCCCGACGCCCGGUCACGCGUCACACUACCGCUGUAUAUUUAUUGAAUAACAAAGGAUAAGGAUAACGAAUUAUAUAAAUUUAUUAUAUAGCGACGUUUAUCGAGUAAUAUUAACGAGUAACGAUAAAUUUGUAUAUCGAUAUAUACGCGCGUAUAAUUACGUACAUUCGUUAUCGGGCGAACGGGCUCGAUCGACCGAACCGCGCUUCGUUCGCGAGAGAUUUCGUUCGUUACGAUCGAUCGCGUAUCGAUCGGUAACGGUACGAAAUAGCGGCACCCGGGUGGCUCGCGACCCACCGUUCGGUCUCCCCGUUUUAGCUGGCCGUCGAACGAAUUUUUUUCUUUACCGAGAAUACACGGCCUCCGACGUCAGGAUACCUGCAAUAUAUUCUCUUCUUUUUGUUGUUCCGUUUUACGUGUUCGUUUUUUUGGUGACUUUUACAAACACGCGGAACUCUCGUUGUUUUACCGGUGCACGCAGAGACUGGAUCGUUUUCUUUUCGGGAGUAUACUAUACCGUGUUACAAGAGAAACGCAUAUCUUUGUUUCUCGUUUCUACGAUUACAAGGUCGCGAUUCCGGCGAUCCUGUAACGCAUACAGGGUAGAUAGGAAAUGAGAGGAAACGGGCAGCGACAUCGUAGUCGUCGAAAAUACGAAGCGCGGUUUCGUUCGAACGAAACGACCGCGUAUUUUUAACUCGCCUUUUUCGCGUAAUCGAACGUUGCUUUCCGACCUGGAAACGUAAUAUUCACGCAAAAGGUAGAACUUCGAUUAUCCGAAUUCCUCGGACCAUCCUUUGGAUCGUCGCCGAUUUAUUUUAUAAAUUUUAUACGCCGACGUAUCGACCGAGAGUGGCGUUCUUCCGAACUGCCAACCGUUUGUAAUACCUUUUUUCAUCGAAGAACGAGAUCGAGCGAUUCGGUCGACCGAGACCGACGCGUCGUUGUAAUCGUAACUUUUAAAAUAGGGGAAACCAGCUUUUUCGUUACGGCACUGUCGAUCGAUCGAGGAUAAAUCGAAUAUUCGCGGAGAUCGUUUAAAGACAAUUUUUCCUUUCCAUGUUCGCGAACGGUCGCAACGAUUCGAUAACGAGCGAUCGAAAGAGUCGAUCGAGACGCAUGACAUUUUUAUAUCUUAGAUUUUGAAACAUUUUUAAACGCGCGUUUUCUACGUUCGAUCGUUUAGCAGGAACGCGUGUCGACGUUAGGGAACAAGUAGGAACAAAGACAAAUAACAUUCGAUCCGGCAGGAUCUGCUUCCACCUUGGAGAUAUUUGAUCAAGUUUUAUAUGUAAAUUUCACCCGAGAAGCGACAGCUGUCGAGAAAAGAUCGAAAGUCGUUCGAAUAAUCGGGGUUCUACCGUAUUUCUUUUCCCGGCCAUCGAUACUCCGCACACAAUUUCCACAACAACGAAGUUUCUCCGCAACUUCCAGACUUCAUUUCUCGGUCGUAUCCUUUUUAUAAUGUACGUAUUCUUAGUCUAUAGACACGCCCAGAUAUUUUGCUCAAAACAAACUAUUUUUGCGUACGCCACUGUGCGCGUGUUUACCGAACGCGGUGCGUCGCGAUACGCGGGACCGUCGAAACGUGUUUCCUUUGUAACACAGGAAGGCUGAAAUUGAAGGGUGCUAAGCUCAAGGAUGAUUGUAUACAGUUUUGCGCGUGCGAGAGGAAGAACUUGCGAGAAACGGAGCGCGAAAUGGAGAGAGCGAAAGAUAGAAAGAAUGAAAAGAAAAUUCAAGGAAACGAAAGGCUGGGAGAGAGAGGAAGGGAGAGAGAGAGAGAGAGAGAGAAAGUGCAAAACAGACUGAACUAAGAAAGCAAGCGGGGCGAGACGAACGAAGGAGAUCGAACAAAAAUAACGAGCUGAUAAAAAGAAAGAAACAUUGGAGAAACUAUAUUUUCGGGAAUUUUUUUCGCGGCGGAAAGGGAAAAAGAGAAGAUUCGGAAACAAGAAGAUAUACGACGGUAGAAUGCCGAGAUUUCGAUCGCGAACGCGUGCCUCGAAUCGAAACGACCUUGACCUUCGCGACUCCACCUUUCGACGGAGCGAUAUUUCGAACGUUUCCCAUGGAAUUCGCGAGGAGAACGGUCUCGAGCGUUUUUCGCAGCGACGGGACCGCGUUCCCUUCGAAAAACAGGAUAACGCGAAGGACGCGCGCGACAACUCGCGGUGUUCGAUUUUAGUUAACGAAUAUUUAUUUAUUUCUUAUAAAUUAUUAUGUACAUUAUAAGUUAAGUAAAUUAUUCGUCUCUUUUCGUUUGGAACGGCAACCGCGGCGCACGCGUUGCCGUUUCAAGCCAAGUAUUAUUUAAUUCGCAUUCUUCGGUCGAUCCCUUGCCUCCUCGAAAUUCGUUUCGAUAAAUAUCUGUAAUCUUUGUUGCCGGAUGAGAACAUCGUUUCGUCGCGCCAGUAGAAAAUAUUUCGUACAAGGAAGAAUCGGAAGAAUCUGUUCGAGAGAGAUAAAGUUGCGUAACGAAUCGGCGCGCGAAGCGGAUCAGGACUGCUCUAUGAAUUCGUUGUAGAAUCGAUACUCGAGGAACGCAACGAUAUAGCGAGGCAAGCGGUUAACGACAGAAUUCUGCGGAGAGCAGCUUCGGACCGACUUCUUCCGGAGCUGCGUUCGGUUUCACCGAGGUAACGAAGUUAUUGGCAGCGAACGCGUUUACUUUGUAGAUUAAGACCGUAUUUCGACGAACACCGUUCCCGUUGUUCCCAGAGCCGAUAGACGGUUCUCCGCGCGACACGCGAUCGGAUCUCGUCGCCGAUAACGAGGCACGCGUGAUCGCGCGCGUUGCGGUUUCGCGCGACGUAGACGAAGACGAAGACGAAGACGAAGACGAAAAGCUCGAGAGCAGAAGAGUCUCGAGAGUGUGCGAGAACUCGCACGGUACGCGUCUCUACGGGAAGCUCGACCGUGUCCGGGGACCGUUCGCGGGGCCCCUCGCCGCCGGUCCCCGUUGCGACAAGCGAUUUACUUCCUCGACGAGGUUAGAAAUUCGUCGCGAGACGUUGGACAGGCCGGGGUAGACUUCGAGGAACCGAAGCACGAACGAGAAAGAGCAAAUGGAACAAAAAGAAAGCGAUAAGAAGAGAAGAGAAAGAAAUCUUUGUCAUCCAAUAGUCAACGUAAAAGUCUGCGAACAUACAAUUAUUACUAUAUAAAGGAACGGAGGACCCUUCGAACCAUAUAAUUGUAUUUUUAUAUUGUUUUUUACCAACCGACGCUCCACGGGCGUCUCUACUGAUUUUUCUCUUCCGUUUUCUAAAUGCUCGAAACGAUUCGAAACCCAGCUGGCCGCGAUCGACCCUCGAUCGACCCUCGGACAACCCUUUCGCCGCCGACACCGGUCCGGAUGCUCGAUCGAGCGAUCUUCUAUGCGACGGUAGACCUUUUUUACCCGUCGCGAUCGAACCGGUGAUAAUUUCGAGUUUACGGGAAGAGAAUUGUGCCGUUCGGUUGUGCAAUCGGUAAAAAGCUGGAAGCGACCGAAAGGGGACGAAGUCGAUCGAUGCAGCCAGAAUCUGCUCGCGAGUCCAACGCGAACGGUACAAGCGGCUUCCCACGGACGAGACGUUUCUUUCCGCGACGCGAGCGUCGGCGGCGACCGGGUUCGAAGCGGAGCGAAUCGGCGUCUACGCGAAGAUCGAGAUCGCGCCAAACUCGCCUUCGAUGCGAGAGGGAUCCGAUACGGAUCGAUCGAAUAUUGUACCCGGUCCUUCGCCCUCGGCAAAUCGGUUUCCCCGACGAGAUUUUUCCAAGCACGCGUACACGCGUGGCGAGUCUCGCGCGCCACCGACCGUUCGCGCGCACGUUCCCGUCGCGAGAUAUAUCGCAGGUUCUGCAACCCACCAAAAGACUGAGCAAUCUAAUGUUCGACUAGUAGGUAAAUAAUCGAAAGUUAAAUAGUUGGACCGCGGUCCGAACGACCGCGGCCGUUCUUUUUAAUGGAUCAUCGUCCCGGCGAGCGCCGCGUGCCGGCCCGUCCGCCGUCGGUGGUUUUUCUCGUACAUUCCUAUUACGAUGUAGGUUAAUUUUACGAUACGUACAUACGAUAUAGUUAACGCCGUCGACGAGGUUUCACGGAUGCUCGCCGGAGACGGCGAGAACGUCCGUAAAAAUGUCCAACGCCGGCUGCCCUCGCCGCGAAAGUUUCCGGAACGGCGGCGAUCGGGGCGCGUUCGUUCUCAUUUUUCCACGGUCCACCGUCUACGCGAUGUCGCGUCGCCCGAUCCAAGGACGAGCGUCGCCGGUAUUUUUACGUUUCUCCGAAGGAUCGACGCGACGCCUACCGUGAAACACCAUCGGCGACCAUGUCCCGCAGGUAUUUCCAUAUUACUAGUACAAUUUUGUGCCAAUAACAGAUCGAAUGUUAACUAAAGCGAGAGACCACUAAUGAUAAUAUACAGAGUAUUUCUCACAAGCAUACACGUACACGUUCACGUAUUAACAGUCGUCCGGGAAGAAAAUAUCUUUCAAGCCCGUCCGACGGCUCGAAUCCUUCUCGAAUCUUGAAUCUUGAAUCUUGAAUCGCGAAUCGCGAAUAGUCUCGAAACGUCCGCGUGCGAACCGCGUGUCGCGGAAACGCGCAGGUACUCGAACAUCGUUGAAAGUUUCAGCAUCCUUCGGCGCGUAAUUUCGGCCCUGUCAAAGAAGUCGGCUGUUUACAAAUUGUAGCAACCGAAUAGAAACUCGCGUCGAGGACGGUUAAAGACGUCGAACCGCCUUGAAACGCAUCCUCCGAACGCGUCGAAGCGUUCGAGUGCCUGCGCACCCGUACGGAACACGACAGAACCGAUCGCGAGAUACCGAUUCACGGGGCCGAUUCACGCGCAAUCCCGAAAGAUAUUUUAUUUCCCGGUGGCCGACUAUCCAUAUCUCUUACCGCCGCGUCAGAUUUCCAGGCGACGUCGCGCGCGUCACUCGUAUCCCCGAGGUCGGUGGCGUUGAUCGGCCGAGGUCGAAGGAUCGCAUCGAACCGUCACCUAGGUUUCGAAGCACGGAACAGUCUGACUCAUAUCCGACAAAUGCCGAACUGCCAAAUAAUAUAUUUCAUCCCUCUAUAACUCUUCUUCGCUCCUUUACGGUGUAAGCACCCACGCCCGCGCCCAUUCUUACUUCCCCAUUUGUACAAACAAACAAACAAACAAACAAAUAAAUAAACAAACGAACAAACAAAAAAAGAGGUGUAAGAGGAAGAACGACGCGUAACGACGAUAAAAACGCGCGGAUACGUGGCGCGUGUAUACCCGCGUCGUGUUAGAAUGCGAGAAACCUGUACCUUUCGAGGCGGCGCGACGCCUCGCGUCGUCUGCUUUUAGUUUAGAGACCGUAUGAGAAGAGAAAAGAGGAACGAGAGGCGCGCGCGUUCCAAUUUCUUCGAGGAGAAUCUCGCGAGAGCGAGCGAGAAGAAAUUGGAACGCGCGCGGCUGAUCAACAUCGGGCAGGGCUGGAUCGUCUCGACGAGCGAUCGACGCGAUCGACGCGACGCGCCGUUUCAACGGUCGAUUCCUCGAACGAUCGGACGCGUUCUUGUCGAAAAGAAAGAAAAAAGAAAACAGAAAAAUGAUCGAAAAGAGUACAAGUUGGCCGACGCGAUUACAAAAUUGAACCUUUGAAAAAUCCGAUCGUUCUCCGCGAAAUCUUUAGGGAGAACGUUGAAACGCGACAACGACGAUCUCGGAAGCGUGAUUUCAGGAAUCGACGCGUUGUUCGACGCGCGGACGACACAUUUUAGAAUGUUAACUGUAAUUUUUAAGAGUUUAGCAAACCGCGGUCGAGCCGAUGCAGCCGUCCCGAUGGCUUUUAGAAUUACAUACAUACAUUGUGCACCAACGUUGCGCGUUAGUCAGCGACCGCUAAAUAUUGUAUCGGCGAAUUCGCGUUCUUUUUUCGAAGAUAUUCUAUUCUGUUUACGAGGAAUCGGCGUGUACCUUGCGAACGCGAAUUCGUUCUCCGGCUUUCCUUUCCGAUUCGCCGACGCGCUCGCCAUCGAACGCGGCGCGCGCGCGUUCGGAAUCGCUCCGCGAAUCGGGAAAUCCAAGUCGAGCGAACGAAGUCGAGCGAGUGUAAAUAAUUGCAUGUGUGGAAUUUGCGAAAUCGGCGAAUAAAUUAAGCAUUUUUCAAAUUGUUGCUCCGUUUAUUUCUAUUUAUUCUAUCGAACGACGUGGUUUCGCUGCGAGUCGUCCAGCGAUUCCAAACUUUUGGCUGACAGUGUAUUUUGUAUUUUGUAUUUUGUAUUUUGUAUUUCGUAUCUCGUAUUUUGUAUUUUGUAUUUUGUAUUUUGUAUUUUGCGAUAAAAAAGGAACAUAUAUUCUGUUGAAUAAAACGUUGGACUAUUCGAAUUUCAUUUCGGAACCGUUCACUUCGGUUCGACGCUCGAGCCUUCCGGUCUCGAUCGAUCGAACGCGCAAAAAUUUCUCUUCGCUCACUGCUGGCCAUCGUUUGAAAUCGCUGUAUCAUCCGAAGAAACCUAUCGAUUUCCUCGACGACUUAAAAAUGUUAGCAAUCGUUAUUAGGAUUAUAACUCAAGAAAAACACAUUGUAUGUGGUACAUAAUUUGAAUAAAUCUCAACAAGUGGUUCUAAAUUUUUAA